Messenger RNA from Protopolystoma xenopodis, 675 nucleotides. Lineage: Eukaryota; Metazoa; Platyhelminthes; Monogenea; Polystomatidea; Polystomatidae. The record is from the annotation of a GenBank genome assembly.
GAUUGUUCAAAGUCGCUUAAUGCCUUUUCUGAUGGUAUCGGAGAUCAAGGAACGAGCAGCUCAAAAGUUAUUAACGAGCACUUGGUUACCUGGAGAGGCUUAGCAGAACUCCAAGCACAAAACCAACGUCUUAUUUCAAUUGCACGGGAUCUUGCUAGCCAGCUAGAAAAACACGAAUCUUCUGAAGCAGAAACUGAGAAAAAUAUCGCCAAUCUUUCUACUCGCAUAGAUUCUCUUCAAGGCGAAGUGGAUCUAGCCAGACUAGCAGCCAAGGAGGCGCGCAGUGAGGCCUCCGUUGCUGUAUCACAACGUAAUACAUAUCGCCAACUACUAGAAGAACAUGGGAUUGAAGUGGCGGCCAUGGCUAGCCUUCCUGGCUCUGACACGGAGGUUUCAGGGGACAAUCUUAAAGGCGCAGAUAUUUCUCACUCAGACUCCUUUACUUCAGAACAUAAACAAAGUAGCCUUCGUGGUGGCCAAAAUUCUCCAGUCGCAUCCAGACUUGCCGUAGAUCGCCUGGAGGAUACAAUUUCCUCUCUUCGAACUGAGUUCCAGCGAUAUCGUAAGGACAAAUCCGAAUCUGAUCAAGUCUAUACUUCCACAAUCGAUCAGCUGCGAAAAGAGUCAAAUGAUGCGAGGAUUCUCAAUCAAAAGCUCUCCUCGCAAUUACCAUAA